Apis dorsata (giant honeybee) is the source of this 1919-nucleotide messenger RNA. RefSeq lists its product as uncharacterized. Bases 1 to 1656 code for a protein of 551 amino acids. NCBI's taxonomy places the organism in Eukaryota, Metazoa, Arthropoda, Insecta, Hymenoptera, Apidae. The record is from RefSeq and is a predicted model, not a curated record. The transcript has 6 exons.
AUGAAGGAAAGGGCCAACUUGUCGUUCAUGCUCGUGGUCAUGUUCUUCGGCGUGUUCGCCGUGAUCGUCCUCACGGAGAUAUUCCUGAUCGACGAGAGGCGUGGCAUGGGCGUAGGUGGGAGUGGGGCCCUAGGAGGUCACAGGAGCGGGCAUCGACUGCCGGCUGCGCCCGAUCGGCCGGAUUACGGGGAGAUCGGAGCUGAAGAUUAUAUCGGAUUGAAGGGCAGCUUCGACGAUCAUAUCGGAUUAUUGAUGCACGGGGACGACGGAGGACAGAAGGCCGCGAUACAACCGGACCCAAGAGGUUUACCGAGCUUACCACCCAACCUGGAGGCUCGUCUACCGCAACUCGAUCAGAGCUUGAGGAUCACGCACGCCGAAUGGUUGCCGGUCACGAAGACCAGAUUCAAAUUCUUUGUAUACUCAGCGUACUUCGAUGACAGGGUUGGUGGUACGGGAGCACCAACAGGUAAAAGUCAGGGCAUGGUUCGAAUAAUAAGCGCAACAAAGACAAGAGGACCGGAGCGUGUUUGGUGUAGACUUUGGUAUCGACCGGAGAACGGAGGGAACGUAACUACUUCCGUAACGGUAGCUGCUAAAGUGAAGGUGAUCAGGGAAAAUUGGAACUUGAAGUAUAGUGCCUGCUUUGUGAUUUGCCCGUUGCCGAAAGAAUCGGCCACGAUCGACAGAGUGCCGGAAACGGUGAGCGUGGUGGCCAGGCUGAAAGCAUCGCCGACGAAUCGCAUCCUGGUUCAAAAUCGGCCUGAAAAUAGAGCGAAGAACAAAGAAAUGUUGGCCGUUUGCGUGAAACCCCUGCAUUACGAUUACAACAGGGUAUUACAACUCAUAGAGUUCAUCGAGUUGCACAGACUGCUUGGCGCUAGCCACGUGACUUUAUACAACGACACGGUCGGCAGUGAGGCCGGAUGCGCUCUCAAAUAUUACGAAGCUAAAGGUCUGGUGACCGUGUUACCUUGGCACCAUUUGGACAUGAUCUCGCAGCGAGACAUUCGCACGGAAGGAUUGUUUGCUGCCCUCAACGAUUGCCUUUAUCGAUCCAUGUACAGAUACGAAUACGUGGCGCUGGUGGAUCUCGACGAGUUCAUUAUACCCAGGCACAACGACACUAUCAUUGAUCUAAUCAGAUGGAUGAGCAGUCGCAUAAACGCCAAAGCCACCGGAUCGUAUUCCUUUCAAAACGCGUUCUUCUACCUUCAAUGGGCGGACGACCCGUUCGUGGUGACCAGUCGCACCCCCAUAGAGGCCGGUUUGAUCACGUUGAAGAAAACUAGGCGCAGAACGAAGCUACACCCCCACAAACAGCGGUCGAAAUACGUUUGCAAGCCCCAGAACGUGGUCGAGGCUGGAAAUCACUUUGUAUGGGAGUUCAUCCCAGGACACGGGACUCUGAAUGUUCCAUCGGACGCAGCGAUUCUCCACCAUUACAGGGUCUGCGAGUUUGGCGGCGAUGAUUGUAUAAAGACUCAAUCGGUAGUCGAUAGAACGGCCUACAAAUACAAGAAUAGAUUAUCGGAUAACGUUGGGAAAACCUGGUCCGACCUAAGCGGCGAGUGCUCGUUACCCAAAUUGGAACCAAUUCCGGGUAUGACGCCACGGAUAAAAGCGAGCCCCAAAGUGUUGAAGUCGGUCAGGUAGCGAAAGACCAUUGUCGAUACUCUUUGGGAUAUUGGUAAUUUCACUGGUACACCGAAGGUAGCGAGAACAUAUUUCUACAACUACGGUGGCCCGUAGUUUUCCCACUAGGACGGCCAUUGCCUCUCGAAGAGAGAAUGUUCCAAUGGAGAUUCGGGAUUUGUAUAGGAUUUGCCAUCGUAAUAAACGCGUUUUUUCUACCUUUUUGCGGUCCACACGCCUGACGAAUAAUCUCGUUUAGAAAACGCGGAGAGGAAAAAAAAAAA